Messenger RNA from Drepanopeziza brunnea f. sp. 'multigermtubi' MB_m1, 2235 nucleotides. RefSeq lists its product as uncharacterized. Lineage: Eukaryota; Fungi; Ascomycota; Leotiomycetes; Helotiales; Drepanopezizaceae. The record is from RefSeq and is a predicted model, not a curated record.
AUGGAGUACCUCAAAAAGAUGAUCCUCGACCCCGUCAUAGCCAUGGCGAAGGAGAAAGCAGCCAAUUGGCUCACGGGGCAGCAACCAGACUGUGACCUCUUCGCGAACGUCGUACAACCUCUGCCGAACUCUCCGGUGAAUAUUGAGAGUCAGGAGAAGUGGGCAGAUGCAAUGGGCGGAUGCGUUAAGGGGGUACGCAACGAUAACAAUGGCUUUGGUAUCAUGUUCAGAUACAGAGAGCUAUCGACCGUCACCAACCGUAUGGCUUCCGUCCUCAAUUGCCAUACACGGAGCGACUCCAUGUAUGCCGAACACUCUGAGCGAUGCGGAAUCAAGGCCUUCCAUCCACGCGUCACGCCGAAAAACAUUACCCAACUCCUGUCCGACGUCUCUUCCACGGCAGCAGACGACGGCGAAGAGGACAACACCACGCUCGUGGACAUCAAUAUCACAUUGAAUCCUCCUAGUUACAAAACCGGAGACAAGAUCGCUGGUCCUGUUGGAAAGACGGUUGAUCCCAAGGAAAGUAUUGAUGACCACGCUGUCCGCCCGCCAGUCACGAAAAACUCGAUCCUUGAGCGAUCAUCAAACCCCGAGCCUCACAACCUCCCUCCUUGCAGUUCAUUCAAACAUCAUUCCGGCUUUCCAGCUGGCGCACUACCUACUCCCCCCAAGCUUACCUACCUGGAUCUCGAGGCCACGUGCCAAAAGGCCAAAGAGUCCGACUUGCGACUCGAGGCUCGAGAGAAGGCUCGUACUCAGGAGAAGGACCGUCAGAACGGAAAAGGAAAUUUUGAGAAUGUAUACGAGGAAGGAGAGGAGUCCAAGCCCCUUUGGGUCCGUUUGCAGGAGCAGGAGCCUGAGCUGCCGAAUCACACCAACGAGUACACCUAUGCCUACAACAUGAGCAGUUCGAAGCUCCCACCUCCUCGCGAACCAACUAUCCGUCGUGGGGAAAAGUUUGUGGAUGGCUACGACUGUCAAGCCAUUGCUAGAUGGUACUCGUGGAAUGGCCACCGCUACCCCAUCGGAAAGAACAGUGCCGGCUUCGAUGCACGAUGGUCUGUCAACCGUAACGUGCCCCCAAGGCGAGGCGACCUCAAGCAGGCCUCAUGGCGCAGAGCUCCCAACUCAAGCGGUGAUAACAUCAAUGACCUGAGCCAGUUCUUAGAACCCGAUGAGAUCCGGGUAGCCUAUAGAGAGAGAUAUAUCAUGAGAAAUGGAAGGGAACCCAAAGGCAGAGACGUUCUAGUUGGCGUCACUAGGGAGGCGGGCACUGGCUUCCCUAUCGUCUAUACCCAGGGGGAUCUCGACGAUUUUGCGAAAGCAGCCGACAGGGAGGUAGCUGCCAAAGUCAGUGCCCAAUUCAAGCAGUCACACAAAUACGAGCGCCGCCCUGUACCUCCCAAGGACAGUUCUGCACCCGUCAAGAGCCUCCUCUCCAUCUCGUUCCAAAAACUCAAGGCCGACCCCUCGUUCGCCUAUUACCAGCCAAGACACGCUCCUCGAUACCGUCUCCAAUUCAACUCCGACGUCGAUGAGGUUCCAUGCUAUCCAGACCGCCUUGCAAGACAGAAGACCGCGCAGGAGAUCCCCCACGAUAUGAAUUUCCGCAUGCGAGGCGUUGCACCCAGCGGCUACGAAGUGAAACACUCCUCGGGUCCAGCCAACAAGAGCAGAAAGCAGGAGGGCAACGCGGCUACUGCAGCUGGCGACAUGGACAUUCCAAAGCUCGGCAGACACAACAAGACCAGCCCCAUCGACACCUUGGGCAAGUCUUACACGCACGCGAGCAACGAGUGGGACGAUGCCGUCGAGCCCGCCAAGAUCUUCGCCAGCUCGUUCAAGCAGCAGACCGCCGUACCGGAUCAGCGUUCGGGCGCAAAGGCGGCGCCUCUUUACAGAAAGCCCAGCGUUAGCCGUAGCAAGACCAACAGCAAGAGAAUCAAUAGCAAGGGCAACAACGGUAGCGGGAGCUGUGGCGGUGGCGGUAGCGGGAACAAGCAUCUUCAAAAUCGCAAAGUCACCGAUCCCCACAAGAUGGUGCACAUCCCCGUGACAAUUGUCGAGAUGGCCGAGGACGCCGAGGACGAGGAGGCGCGGAACCCGAAGUGGAUGCUGGAGCUGCUUGAGCUCUGCGUUGCGAUGUCAAUCACGGAAGACUCUCUCAGUGACCUUUUACGAAAUUCAUACGACAUGGACGAAGCUACACACGACAUGGACGAAAUUACAUAG